Molecule: messenger RNA, 3473 nt
Organism: Cyclopterus lumpus (lumpfish)
Lineage: Eukaryota; Metazoa; Chordata; Actinopteri; Perciformes; Cyclopteridae
Gene: ptdss2
Product: phosphatidylserine synthase 2
Exons: 13
Coding region: 713-2209 (498 amino acids)
Biological process (GO): phosphatidylserine biosynthetic process
Molecular function (GO): L-serine-phosphatidylethanolamine phosphatidyltransferase activity
Source: RefSeq, a predicted model, not a curated record
CGUGCCCACGUGACGUGUGUCUGGAGCGUAGCCUGCCCCAGCCGAUGCUCUGGAGCGGUUAGUCUCUUUAGUUGGAACGGUGUCAGGAAGUCACCAGGCAGAGUAUGAUGUAUGAUGGCGUUUACUUCUUAAUUGUUGUUCUUUCUACUGGCAAAACGGAUUUCAAGCGUUUUGCGCCAAUGGGGUUGCACUGAUGUAACGUUAGCGUCAGUAGCUCCUGAGCUCAUCUGGACUCCAGUCAUAAUCCCAUAAAUUCAACUGGUACGUAAUGCUAGUUUAGGGGAUGGGGGGGAGACAAAAAAACCUCCCACAUAGCUAAUGUAAAGACGCAUUUCACACAGGUGAAUUGUUAAAACGGUGUCUCGAGCAAUGGUGGUUUUACAAGCUUGUCUGUUAACUUAGCUUCGCUAGCUCUGUCGGAAGAGUCACAACACACAUAACGGUCGCUCACGCGGGUUUAGCACUCCGCGCUGGUCGCUCGUGCAGCCGUCGUAAUUAGUUUCGCCGUCAAUUAAACGACAUUUAAAUCGCGGUGCCUCGUGCUGCUCUCUUGUUCUUGUUUAAGCGGCGAUAUAACUUAAGUAGGCGGCGUCGGAGAAUAGUUAUUAGCUAGCUAACGACGCGCCUCGCGCUGGUCUGCGAGGAUUCAACUGCAGUAACUGGAUUUUCAGCACCGAGGAGGAGGAGGAAGGCGGCCGGUGGGUGAAGCCAAAUGACCAAGUCCGAGCCGAAGAGAAGCGGCUUGGCCGCGGUCAACGCCGCCGGCAAGUGCGCCACAUCCGCCGAGCCGGACGACGACGUCUCGGCCGAGUCGGGUUGCCCGAGUCAGAGCGCACACGUCAAAGCUAACGUGAUGAAGCAGCCGUCCAGGGAGAGCACGCAUCGGAGAAACACGGAGUGUGAAGUGUAUGACGACGGGACCAACACAUUUUUCUGGCGAGCCCACACUGUGACAGUGCUGUUCAUAUUGACUUGUGCUCUGGUCUACGUCACUCUGUUGGAAGAAACCCCCCAGGACACGACCUACAACGCUAAGAGGGGGAUUGUGGCGAGCAUCCUGGUGUUUCUCUGUUUUGGAGUGACACAAGCCAAAGAUGGACCCUUCACCAGACCACACCCGGCUUACUGGAGGUUCUGGCUUUGUGUCACUGUCGUCUAUGAGCUGUUCCUCAUCUUCAUCCUCUUCCAGACGGUGCACGAUGGACGACAGUUCAUGAAGUACAUUGACCCCAAACUUGGGGUUCCCCUCCCGGAGCGCGACUAUGGAGGAAACUGCCUCAUGUACGACCCGGGCAACACCACCGACCCCUUCCACAACAUCUGGGACAAGAUCGAUGGCUUUGUUCCCGCUCACUUCCUGGGAUGGUAUAUUAAGACUCUGAUGAUCCGCGAUUGGUGGAUGUGUAUGAUAAUCAGCGUCAUGUUCGAGUUCCUGGAAUACAGCCUGGAGCACCAGUUACCUAACUUCUCGGAGUGCUGGUGGGACCACUGGAUCAUGGAUGUGUUGGUGUGUAACGGUCUGGGGAUCUACUGUGGCAUGAAGACCUUGGCCUGGCUGUCGAUGAAGCCCUACCAGUGGCAGGGCCUGUGGAACAUUCUCACAUACAAGGGGAAGAUAAAGCGUAUCGCAUUCCAGUUCACGCCGUACAGUUGGGUAAAGUUUGAGUGGAAGCCCGCUUCAAAUCUUCGACGCUGGCUUGCUGUGUUAGGCAUCAUAUUUAUGUUCCUCCUGGCGGAGCUGAACACCUUCUACCUGAAGUUUGUGUUGUGGAUGCCCCCUGAGCACUACCUGGUGCUGCUCCGCCUGGUCUUUUUUGUCAACGUCGGAGGCGUCGCCAUGAGGGAAAUCUACGACUUCAUGGACGACCCGAAGUUCCACAAGAAGCUCGGCCAGCAGGCGUGGCUGGUGGCAGCAAUCACCGUGACGGAGUUCCUCAUUGUGGUCAAGUACGAUCCCAACACCAUCAUGCUGCCCCUCCCCUUCUUCAUCACGCAGUGCUGGUUCUUAGGAAUCGUCCUCAUCUUCGGCUGGACCGUAUGGCGCUUCUUCUUCCGGGACAUCACGCUCCGCUACAAAGAGACCCGUCAACGCAAACAGGAAGUCCCCGCGGACCGGGACCGUCCUCUGGGCAACGGCAGCACAGCCACCCCGUCCGGGCGGAGCAAACUGAACGGCAGCUCGGAGACGGUGCGGCAGAGGAAGUCCUGAGGAGGAGGAGGAGGAGGAGGAGGAGGAGGAGGAGGGGGGUGGGUGUGGGCGGAGUCGUAACCGGACGGUCAGGUGCAACUGAGGGGGGGGGGGGGAAGACGAGGUUUGAUGUGUGUGUGUGGAGGGGGAGAUGACUGAAGGAGAUUUGUGACUCAAAGACACGCGUAGAGCCAAACGGAUGGACACAUGUUUGUGCUGUGUUGACCUUUUCGUUGUGCCUCCAUGACGUAGUCACUCAACAGAGGCGGGGGUUGGAAGGUGCAAUUUCUUUUUUUUUUUUCUUUCAGAGAAUUUUCUUACUACAGGGAUUUACCUCAUUCUAAUUUUUAAGAGCAUUUUUUUUUGUGGGGGGGUGGGUGGAUUACACACGGACACAUUUUUUUGGGUUAUUAAAACAUUAUUUUUGGACGUCUGGUCAUGAGGAAAGGAGAAAAACAAAAGCGUUGAAUCAAAGAUGGAGGAAGUAGUAGAAGGAGGGCUACAGGUGACCAGGGAAGUAGAUAGACUUGUGACCAACGAUAGACGGCAGUUUUAGAUUUCAUCCUGGUUGCACACGUUGAUUGCAGAAACAUGGCCGCCACUGUAAAUAUGCUUCGUUAUGCGCCCUCGCGUCGGUGCAGAUGAGGACAAAGGGGAGUAUUCUGUAGGUGUAGGUAACUGAUGUUCAGUGUCAACCUGGGAUUUUGGCUACAAUAAUGUAACUUGCUUCAUGAUAGUUGUUAUUUUUCUUAGGUUUUGUUUACAGUUCAGUUUCUCAUUCCUGGAAGAACUGAGCCCGGAGGUCCUUGUGACUGCUGGGGGUCCUCGCUCAGUUCCUCAAGGAAAGGAACAACUGGCCAAAGCCUUUUAUCUCCCCUCUGGCUAAGAAAAGCAAAAUCAAUAUGUACCAUAUUCUAGUUAUUUAACUGCUGAUUAUACUUGAUAUAUGGGGUACAGUUUGGGUGUUAUUUGUCGAUGUUUUUUUGUUAUUUCUUUAGGGUGAAUCGAUUAUGAACACUAGAUUGUACUCUUUUCCUUUUUGUGACGUGAGGCACUGAGGAAUCUGCAGCACUCUUAACGAACACAUCCACGACAAUCACACUUCUAGAAAGACGAUCAAAAUACAGCAAAAGUAACGGACGUUCCACUGUUACAGGGUUGAAUAACAGAGGGCUGAUUUAAGUCACUACAGGCCGUGAAGGUAAAAUAUCUUUAAUGCCAAAUGCUUCUUUUAUUUAACACGUAUUAAAGAUCUCAUUGUCAUUCAGCUCUGCGCCGUCUGAAU